This is a messenger RNA of Zophobas morio, 3614 nucleotides long. Its product is annotated as rabankyrin-5. The transcript has 9 exons. NCBI's taxonomy places the organism in Eukaryota, Metazoa, Arthropoda, Insecta, Coleoptera, Tenebrionidae. The record is from RefSeq and is a predicted model, not a curated record. The coding region runs from base 118 to 3462 and encodes 1114 amino acids. Gene Ontology annotation, molecular function: metal ion binding; protein binding.
ACAAUCAGCUGAUAUUACAGGUUCCUGUAAAAGAGUGAGGUUAUGUGUCGGGCUGGGAGGUGUAAUUAAGUGUCCUGUUUUUUGGUGCCGUGCCCCCAUGAUUUUGCAUUCACAGUCAUGGACGGUCAAUCCGAAGUGAAGAAGCUCCAGCAGCACCUAGCCUUGCUCAAGCAAGAGUACGCCAAACUCCAGUCCAAGUACCACGAAAUCGAGAACAAGUACGACGCUAUCGCCGCCACCAGCGGAGACAGCUCCGAAGACACCUUCGCCGCACGGCUGCUCUCCACCGUAAGCACUCUAUACAACUCGGAGACCUACAGCGACAUCCAAAUCAAACUGCCAGACCGCAAAAUCAAUGCCCAUAAGUUAGUCCUAGACGCGCGAUCGAACCUAUGGAACGAGUCAAUUCUACGCGACAAAAAAGAACUAGACUGGACCGAAAUGGAGUCCGACGUCGCCGAAGCAAUAAUUUUAUGGCUGUACACGAACAAAAUCGACUUAAAAUCCGAAGAUAUAACCCUGAAAGUGAUCAGGAAGGCGUUCGAGUUCAAACUAGACAACCUAGUGGAGAGCUGCGAGCAGUUCUUGAUUUACUCCGUCACGAUAAGGACUUGCGUUAAGUUCUACUCGGUGGCCGAGGAAAUCGGGGCGGAAAAUCUGCGCGAGUACUGCUCGGGGUUGAUUUCGACCCACUGGGACGACUUAAACUCGAGCGACUUCGAGCACAUGUCGGGGCCGCUGUUGUACCAGAUGCUGAAGAGCAAGACGCAGCUGCCGCUGCACUCGGCCGUGAGGCUGCAGCGGGAGGACGUGGUGUUUUUGUGUCUCGUGGAGAACUCGGCCAAGUUGAGCGACAUCGUCAACGUGUGGAGUCCCACCGGAGAGCUGCCGCUCGACCUGGCCCUGAGGGGCCACAACGCCAGCAUAGCGGUCACCCUCGUCCAGCACAACGCCGACAUCAACAUCCGGGACUCCCAGGGCGACACCCUCCUCCACCGCGCCAUCAAGCACGAGGACUCCUUCUCGGCGCUGUUCCUCCUCGAGAACAACUGCAACGUCGCGCUCGCCACGCGCGCCGAAAACGACUCGGCGCUGCAUCUGGUGGCCGGCGCGCCGAACCUGGAGGACGGCGCCAAGAUCGCCGAGAAGCUCAUCAACAAAAACGCGAACAUCAACGCUCAAAACCGGCUCGGGUACACCGCCCUCCAUAUCGCCAUCCAAGCCGACAACCGCCCGCUCUUCGUCUUGCUUCUGGCCCAGGCCGCCCUCGAUGUUAAUUUGAAGACGGUCGACGAGCACGUGCCGCUCUACUACGCUCUACUCAAGUACGAGUCGGGCGACGACUCCGAGGAGUCGUACGCGUGUCAACUCCUGGUGAAGGGCGCCCACACGGGUGCGUUGUACUCCUCGAACUGCGACAGUCUUCUUCAGAAGGUGGUGGAGGAUGGGGCGACGAACGCAGCGGUGUUUCUUUGCGACCACCUCACCAACGUUAAUCACGUCAACGGCGACGGAGAGACGGCGCUGCAUGCGGCGUGUGCGAAGAACUCGCCCCAGGUGGUGGACAAGCUGCUAGAACUAGGUGUCAACCCCAACUUGUUGACCAAUGAGUUGAGACAAUCGCCGCUGCACUACGCCGUCAAGAGCAACAGCGUGGAGUGCGUGGAGGUCUUCAUCAAGAGGGGCGAAGGGGCUAACUUCAACGCGCGCGAUAUCAACGGGGAAACCCCAAUCAGUCUGGCGCUAAAUGAAGGUCACAAGGAUCUGGUGCCUGUGUUGAUCCGCGGGAACGCCGACGUUAACGUACGAAACGGAAAAGACUUCACGUUGUUGCACCAAGCCAUCCUGAAGGAGGACGCCAAGACGGCGCUUUUCUUACUGGACAACGGGGCCGACAUCAACGCCAAGACGGCGGAGUCGGAAACGCCCCUCCAACUAGCCAUCCACUGUCGAUUGGGCGAAGUGGUCGACGCUUUGUGUAUUCGGGGCGUGGACAUGUCAGCGCCUGACCGAUUGGAGAACUGUCCCUUGUGGGCGGCGCUUGACUCCGGCCAGGACGAUAUCGCCAGCAUUCUGGUGCGACAUGGGGCGGAUACUGAUUGCUGGGGGCCGGGCCCCGAUGGGUGCCGCCAAACGUUACUACACAAAGCAAUCGAUGAAAACAAAGAAGCGGUGGCUAUUUUCUUGAUCCAGUCUGGAUGCGACCUGGACUCCCCCAGAAUGCCUGGACCCAACGGAGAAGGGGGCGAAGAGGCAACCGAUAGAGCGUCUCCGCUACACUUGUGUUGUCAAUGGGGACUGGAAACCGUGGUCAGAACUUUGAUCGAGCACCGCGCCAACGUGAACAGUCGCGACGCCGACAACAAGACUCCCUUGCACAUCGCCAUCGAGAACCAGCACCCAGAAAUAAUCUCGUUGUUGCUGAGUGUACCAGAGAUCGACUUAAGUCUGAGAGAUAAAUCCGGUUUGAGUCCUUUCGCUACGGCUUUAACCUUCAGGAAUAAUAAGGCGGCGCAAGCGAUCCUAGAUAAAUUACCAUCAGCUGCUGAACAAUUCGACGCCAAGGGCCAAAACUUCCUCCACAUCGCGAUCAAGAAAGGGGACAUCGAGAGCGCCCUCUUCCUCCUCACCGUCCGCGUGGACGUCAACUCCCGCGUCCAGGAUCCCAUGCUGACGCCGCCCCUGCACUUGGCGGCGCGCCACGGCAACGAAACCCUGGUAAGGAGCCUGAUUCUGGCGGGGGCUCGCGUGGACGACAGAGACGCGCAAAAACGUACGGCGCUUCACACGGCCUCCGAAGCAGGCAACGCCCCCGCGGUCUCCGCCCUGCUCCAAAACAACUCCGACUACGACGCCCUGGACAUAGAAAACGACAACGCCCUGCAUAUCGCGGUCCGAGAAGGCCACUUGAACGUCGUCCGUGCCUUGCUAACCGAGUCCAGCAUAGACGCCGAAGCCGUCAAUCUGAAGGGGCGCAACCCCUUACACGAGUUGUGUAAGUACGGGAAGGACAACGCCGCCGCGAUUUGCGAGCUGUUCUUGGAGUGUAUGCCGGAGUAUCCGAUCAAUAAGACUGAUAUUAUGGGGAACUCGCCGCUGCUGUUGGCGUACAUGAGGGGCAACGGGAAUUUGUGUAGGGUUUUGGUAAAGGCGAAGGCGUGUUUGGCUACGGAGAAUAACGAAAGAGUGACGAUUUUUAACUACCAAGUUCCGAGCAAGCAGCUAUUGAAUAGGCUUCUGGACCAGUUGAGUCUGCCGGCGGUUUGGACUAACACGGACUCGUGCCAAGAGUGUGGAAAGAGCUUCUCGAUAACGGUGCGUACUCACCAUUGCAGGCACUGCGGACGAGCCUUGUGCAGCAAGUGCUCGGAUCAAGAAGUCCCCAUUAUCAAGUUUGGGGAGAAUAAACCGGUGCGCGUUUGUAAUAUCUGCUUCGACGUUUUAAAAACGGGGGGUAGUUAACUUACCCGCAACCACUAAGUAGACAUUCCUGCUUAUAUUAUUUUUGUAAUUGUUUGUUAUGGAGAUUUUAUUAAGUCUAUUAAUAGUGUAAUAAAUCAUUGUAUGUGAUUUCUACUAUUUAUUGGAACAUUAAAUAACAAAUUGCUCUAUUG